CAUUUCCCGGCAAGAGCACCAGUUCUCUGCUCUGCUCGGCCGGGAAGUCUGGGGCGGAUGAGCGGAAAGCUCUUCCAUCCCGGCCAGCUACCUGGAGCAAGCCGAGUGGUCUGGAUGUCCCUGAUUGUUGUUGUUGUUGUUUAUACUGCGAGCACGAAAUUACUCCCCAGGGCCUCCUCCCCCGCCCGCUCCACCUGCUCCUCCCUUCUGUUGUAACAUGCCAUUAGUGAGCCUGCGACCUCAUUUCCAAGGGUGCUAGAGUUCGCAUUCAGCCACCAUGGGGAAUGGGAUGAACAAGAUCCUGCCUGGCCUAUACAUUGGCAACUUUAAAGAUGCCAGAGAUGCAGAGCAACUGAGCAAGAACAAGGUGACACAUAUUCUGUCUGUCCAUGAUAGUGCCAGGCCUCUGUUGGAGGGGGUUAAAUACCUGUGCAUUCCAGCAGCGGAUUCACCGUCUCAGAACCUGACAAGACAUUUCAAAGAAAGUAUUAAAUUCAUUCAUGAGUGCCGCCUCAGGGGUGAGGGCUGUCUUGUACACUGCCUGGCCGGUGUCUCCAGGAGUGUGACUCUGGUGAUCGCAUACAUCAUGACUGUCACCGACUUUGGCUGGGAGGAUGCCCUGCACACUGUGCGUGCAGGGAGAUCCUGUGCCAACCCCAACCUGGGCUUCCAGAGACAGCUCCAGGAGUUCGAGAAGCAUGAAGUCCACCAGUACCGGCAGUGGCUGAAGGAAGAAUAUGGAGAGAGCCCUUUGCGGGAUGCAGAAGAAGCCAAAAACAUUCUGGGUAAAUAUAAAGAGCAAGGGCGUGUGGAGUCCCAGCCUGGUACAAGGCGGUGGAGCAGCUUUCAGACCUUGCCUCCUUUGGCCUACAGCAACUAUACGACGGAGACCUAGUAACUGAAUGAUCUGGUGCCUACCUUUCCAUCCCUUGUCUUCAGUGCAUUUCUGCUGGGUGCCCUGGUGUGCUGGCUGCCCCCAUGAAGGACAGGAAAGGGAGGGUGGCAAAGGUGGAUCCCGGUUUCCUCUCCAUGAAUCCACCAGCCCUGCCCCAGGCCCCUUCAUCCUGCCCACUCCUGCCCUGCCUGAGUUUGGAGAGUCUGCUUGACAGCCCCGCACCAUCUCAUGCAUGCCCCUGUGUGCAGGCAAGUGAGCGUGUGUGCCCAUGCGGGUGGACGUGUGAACUCCAAAUGUUCAUAUUGCUGGAACAGUCACAGAAUCCAUGCUGCCAGGCUUGGUGUCCCCACCUUUCCUUUUGUCCAAGACUCCACAUGGAAAUCAUUUGAAGUUAGCAUCUUAAAAGCUGUUCAGCCUAAACCAGCCUGUGGCUGGGAGCAGACCGAACCCAGAGUGGUCACGGUGAGGGCAGCAGGAGGCCAGACUCCCUCCUGAGGGUAGUUCCAGGGGCCCUGAAAGAUGUGUGGGGCUGUGCUCUGAACAUUGCCUCAAUCUUAAUGAAAGUGCUCUAGGCUGUGAUUCCUACCACCUCAAGACCCUCAUCUCGGCCCAUAUUGUCCCUGAGUUCUUGGUGUAUGUUCUCAGUGGCACUGACUAUAUUUCAGUUCCAUGGGAACCAUACCACAUCAGCCCAAGCUAUAUGCCCAGAGCUCUCUUCCAUUCUCCUCUUGUCCAGCUUCACUUACUCUCAACCUCUUUGUUUUCUUGCUGUUAUAAUUCUGCAAGGGUGUCUUUGCAACAUCUGCAUGCAUCUUCAGGAAUUGGAAAGAAAGAGCAUUUAUUUGGCACUAUAGCAAGUUUGCAUUUAAAAAUACAUUUUAAAAUGCCUGCGUACUUAUUAAGCACUUAUUAAGCACCGUCGUAUAUGCUAUAGAUUUGAUAUUUGAUCUCAGCUACCUCAUUAAAUGUUUUUUUGAAAAAGUAUUUUUGUCAUUAUAACCAGCUCAUGGUUGUAAAUGUUGCGUCAUGAUUGCUUUUGAAUCCAAAGGGCAAAAGCAUCAGUAACAUUGAGCUAUUUAAAAUUUCUACUUGAGCUCCAGUAAUGCUUUCUGGUGGGUAAAAUUCUACAUUCAGGCCAAGCCCAACAUGGCUGGAGAGCGUCUGCAGUUUGCAGCAUGGAGCAACAGGAUCCUGGAAUUCUGUGAGCAAUUUUGUGGUCCAGUCUCAAAUUGUUUAAGCACACAAAAUUACAAGAAUGAAAAAGUUUACUUGCCUUCUCCCUAAAAAGAUGUUGCAGCCCACUUUCUCUGAAUCCUACCAACAACAGAGCCUCUGACUAAGAAGAGCAGCUUUCCCCAUGCAUAUAAAGCAUAUGUCACAGAUGAGCUGCUUUGGGGACCAGGGGAAAUUCUACUCACCCACAAAGGCCCCAGAUAUAUACCAGGAAAGUGAAGCAUGGCCAUGGAAUUUUCUACCUACAGCUGAAACAAUUUGUCUAUUAAGUACUUUUUUUUUUCUUGAACCAAAAAGAAAUGUAACUAUGGUCACAGAAAAAGUAUUUAGGAUAUCAGCUGAAAUGCUUAAAUAUGUGUGUACAUUUAUGAACAUCUAAAUAUAUUCCUGUAGGUCUUGAAAUGUUGUUUUAAUUUUUGUUGCCAGUAAUGUUCUUUCUCCACAGCUACUACAGGAAUUCUGAAGUACUGGGCCUUUCUCAGAAGACUGUAAUGUACCUGAAGUUUCUGAAAUAGUGCAAAGCCACAGAGUUUAGGCUGGUGCUGCCAAAAAGAAAAGCAACCUAGAGUUUAUUUUUAAGUAUCCAGAAGUGAUGUGUAACUUGUUUUUCAUUUUAAACUGAAUAUAUGUGUAAUGAUAUAUGUUGAGAACUAAAGAUACUCUUCAGCAAGAGAAAAUAUUUUUUACCUUAAA
Neogale vison (American mink) is the source of this 2821-nucleotide messenger RNA. RefSeq names its product dual specificity phosphatase 22 (gene DUSP22). Gene Ontology annotation, molecular function: protein tyrosine/serine/threonine phosphatase activity. The transcript is spliced from 7 exons. Gene Ontology annotation, biological process: positive regulation of JNK cascade; protein dephosphorylation; regulation of cell population proliferation. Bases 278 to 895 code for a protein of 205 amino acids. Gene Ontology annotation, cellular component: cytosol. The record is from RefSeq and is a predicted model, not a curated record. Lineage: Eukaryota; Metazoa; Chordata; Mammalia; Carnivora; Mustelidae.